AUGACAAAGCAGAUCUGCGCCAGGGGAGUCCGCCGCGUGGUCUUUACCGCCACCGCGUGGACUUCGUUCAGAUGGGAGAACUCGGAAGAUGUUGUAGCACAAGAGGAGGAGGAGGAGGAGGAGGAAGGAGGAGACUUCGGUGGUAGCGGCGAUGCCUCUUCGCCCUACGUGCCCCCGUACCGUCCCACCCUGCCUGCCCGGGAACGACUCCAUAUCCAGAAGAGCAAUGUGUGCUCUCGGGCCUAUUUCGUCGUGGUCAUGGUCUUCUUCCAUGUCUACAUUUUAAAUGUCAUUGCGCUUCUCCUCUACGUCCACUACAACAACGGCCCGGGUGAUCUUGCUAGUGUAGACGGGUCUUCCACGGAGACCGUUGCCGAGGAUGGAAGCCCCUUGCCCCAUGCUGCCCCCCCGGACCAAGUCCUCGAAAUGAACAAAUACCGCCAAAGUUACAGUCUCCCCCGCAUUGAAGGAAUACGAGUUGGCCAUGUUCAACGUGUGUCUCUUAUGCCUGAGAAAACUCAUGAGAUGAAAACUCUCAGCCUGAAGCCUCUGCUCUUUGAGAUCCCUGGCUUCCUGUCUGAGGAGGAGUGCCGCGUGGUGGUGCAGUUGGCUCAGCUCAAGGGCCUGACGGAGAGCCAGACAACCGCCUCCAGCGGCGGGGAGCAGCAGGAGCCAGGCCAGCCCCUCCUGGUUCUCACCACCGACGAGGUCUUCAGCCUGCUGGACCUGGACCAGGACGGGCUGCUGCAGAAGCAGGAAAUUGUAAGUCACUCCCGCUCUCAAGACGGGACUUGGCUGAGCCCAGACAACCUGCGGCAAAUCCUCACCGGUCUGGAGGCCCAGCAGGCAGGCGCUCUCACACUGGAGGACUUCAGGCUCGUGUUCGACAUUUUCAAGCACCCUGCCAAGCAGCGUAGCUCCACCCUCCAGGGUCACUUCCAACGUAGAAGCAAACACACCCGGAUGUACCAAGGCCCCGGGUCCCACCACGUCCUGCACUCACUAAGGAACAGGGUCACCCGCCUGCGUUUGCCCUCGCCAUUGGUAGAAUUUAGCGAGCCGCUGCAGGUGAUUCGCUACGAGCAAGGGGGCUUUAGCAACGCCCACCACGACAGCAGCCCGGCCCACUCGGAGACCACCUGUGCACACACGCGGCUUGCUGGGAACACAUCCACUCUCACAGAGAUCAAAUGCAGGUACCUCACCGUCAUGGUGUACCUGAACUCUGUGGUGGAAGGAGGGGAGACCACCUUUCCAGUGGCGGAUAAUCGCACCUACGAGCAGGAGGCACUGGUCCAGGACGGGACGGACCUCACAGACACCAGGGCCACGUGUGAACGGGGGAACCUCCGCGUGAAGCCCACCGCUGGGACGGCUCUGCUGUGGUACAACCACCUCUCCGACGGACGAGGAUGGAUGGGUGAGGUCGACGAGUACUCCCUCCACGGGGGUUGCCCGGUCAUGCUCGGGGAGAAGUGGGUGGCCAACAGUUGGGUGAACGUGGACCCGGAUCACCAGCGGCAGGCCCGCUAUCAGCGGCUCGUGUCCAACGAACAGACAGCCAAGUCUGGCCGAGAGGAGAGCUACCAUCCUCUCUCCCACAGUGAGCUCCACCAGGACCUAUAGCCAGGGGGGUCUCUGAGGGUCCACCAGAACCUAUAGCCAGGCUGUCUCUGAGAGUCCACCAGGACCUAUAGCCAGGGGGGUCUCUGAGAGUCCACCAGGACCUAUAACCAGGCGGGCAAAGUCAGUCGCUGAAAUUGAACCGAGAUCUUAUUCGGCUUUAUGAUCUUUCCACUUAAAAAUGAAUAGAACCCCCAGCAACCUCAUCCUGCAGCACAACGGUUCUGAAUAAUAAUGUUUCUGUGAUCACUCUGUAGAGAGAGUUUGUGAGUUUGUGUGUUUUUUUUAUUAUUUGUUUAUAGUCGGUGAGUCAAAAUAUGUAAUUACCCGACCAUCUUUGCCACGGUUUUCCAGGUAAUUAGGAUGCAGAGACAAUAGGGAAUAGGUAUUUAGCUUUACUUGAAUUUUAAUUCCAUUGCAAUACCUUUCCAAAGUGUUAUGAUUUUUAUCAGGCAGAAUAAAAGCCUACAUGAGCCAUAUCGUAUCACAAUUUAUGUAUGAAUUUCUUCCAAUGGGAACUGUUUGAGAUGUUGUAUCUGAGUAGUCCAGUUUAAAAUAUUACUUAUACUGUUUUAUCAAUGAACUUUUCUAUACUAUACUAAGGCAAAACGUCUUGGCCAAGACUACAUUUAAUUAAUUUAAUUUACAUCCUAACAUUUAGUCUGGAGUCAGCAAUUCGGUAUUAUGCAUAAUUGUGAUUUUUCGCAUUAAAAAUUGUAUUUAUUUGGUUAUCGGUUAUUUAUCUUUAUAUUUAUUUUACUGUUAUUUAUUACAACUGUUUGAAUAUUUAUGAUUACAGAGUACAUGCUAUAUGUAUGACAUUCUGAUUCUGUUGCACUAAAUUGUAUGUUGCAUUGAACUGUUAUUUAUUUCAUACACAGCAUUUGUUUUAAAUUCAUCUAUAUAAUAUAUGCAUUAAAAAAUAUUUUAUUGGUUCGUUAUUUGCCCGUUCGUGAAAUGUAUUAGUAAAUUGGGUCCACCUGUCAUUGGGGGUCAAUACAUAUAGUUUUCCACAAGAUGUCGCUUAAUGUAAUGUGCAAGACCCCAUGGCUCCCUAAUCUCAGAAAUGUUUGCAUUUCCAAGAGGACAAUACAUCACUAUCCUUUGAGCUGGUCGAUUUGUGGACAUCGCUCAUUCGGGAGAUGUGCCAGUGCUUUCGUGGUUUUCUGUCUUGAUCCGUUGAGGGUAAACACACGCAUCCUUGAUGCUGGUAGGCUACAAUAUAUAAUCUAAAAAACGAAUAAAUGAACAUCAGUUAUGAAAUAUAUUAAU
Molecule: messenger RNA, 2895 nt
Organism: Gadus chalcogrammus (walleye pollock)
Lineage: Eukaryota; Metazoa; Chordata; Actinopteri; Gadiformes; Gadidae
Product: transmembrane prolyl 4-hydroxylase-like
Biological process (GO): peptidyl-proline hydroxylation to 4-hydroxy-L-proline
Cellular component (GO): endoplasmic reticulum
Molecular function (GO): L-ascorbic acid binding; iron ion binding; procollagen-proline 4-dioxygenase activity
Source: RefSeq, a predicted model, not a curated record